Molecule: messenger RNA, 402 nt
Organism: Pseudocercospora fijiensis CIRAD86
Lineage: Eukaryota; Fungi; Ascomycota; Dothideomycetes; Mycosphaerellales; Mycosphaerellaceae
Exons: 2
Coding region: 1-402 (133 amino acids)
Source: RefSeq, a predicted model, not a curated record
AUGCCAUCGAAAGCACCGUCUGAGGAGGAGGUCAAGCAGGGUGCUUUCUCGUACGCGAGAGCAUGGGGAGUCAAUCCCCUCCCGCCUACCGUCCUCGCGACCCUCAUCACCGCACAGCACAUGCGACCCUUCCAUGCGCUACCUAUGCUGUUCCCUCCCAUCCUGCUCUUCUCAACAUAUCUCAACUUACAGGGCUUCAAGAAAGAUUCUGCAGGUCUGACGAGUGCAUGGUCGAUGGCAUACUUGGUGCUCGCUAGUCGGAGGAAAGCACCAUUGAUGCGAAAGUUCGGAGCCAGAGGCAUUGUGAGAGGCGCAACGAUGGCACUGUGUCUGGCCAAUGCUGUCGGCGGAGGCUGGGCAUAUUGGACUGGGAACAGCGAAAAGGAGGACAGCAUUGUAUGA